Manis javanica (Malayan pangolin) is the source of this 4438-nucleotide messenger RNA. RefSeq names its product Rho guanine nucleotide exchange factor 26 (gene ARHGEF26). The record is from RefSeq and is a predicted model, not a curated record. Gene Ontology annotation, biological process: activation of GTPase activity. Gene Ontology annotation, molecular function: protein binding; guanyl-nucleotide exchange factor activity. NCBI's taxonomy places the organism in Eukaryota, Metazoa, Chordata, Mammalia, Pholidota, Manidae.
AAAGAAAACAGUUGGCUGGGAAAGUAAAUAAACGGGACCGUGGUCUGAUUCAGGAGUGGUCAGGGAAGUCCUCUCUUAUGGAGUGACACGUCAGAAGGUCACGGAGGAACAAAAGGAAGGUUCUGAGGCUCUCAGUCUAAGUGGGUGCAGCCUGACAAUAAAGAGGGAAGAAGUGUUGGGCGAAAAGUCUAGGCUGUAGAGGUAGUCACGUCCUGCAGGGGUUUCAGAAACUACAGGGAGGAUUUUGAAAUUUUUUCUAUGUAUGUCUGGAAAACGGUUUUUUUUUGUAAUUUAAAUUGCGUUUAUUUUUAAUAGGUAACAUUCACGAUUCAAAGCAUACAUAAAAUGCUAAGAUUAUUGAGUGAAAACUCUCCCUUCCUCCAGUGUCCUAGGCACUCAGUUCUCUUCCCGCGAGCUGCCCGUGUGUAUCCCUCCGGGAAUACUCCAGGCACAAGCACUCAAAUCUCUAAAUUAUAAGAUAUUUUAAGCAGGGGAGCGACGCCUUCAGAUUUGUGUUUUGAGACCACCCGAAGGCUGAGAGGAUUGGCUCUGUGCGUUUGGAGCUAAGCGCGCCAGCUCCCUCAUUUCACAAAGCCUACUCUGCCCAGCGUCCCCGGUUUCUACACUUGAGAUUCCUUGGGCCCAGAGUUCGGAGAAUUACGUCUGGGCAGGGCUCCCACGCUCCUUCUCACGCUACGCUGCCGGCAACUACCCCGCGUGCCCGCAGCUCCCCCGCCGCCUCCAGCUGACAUUUCCUCGCCCGGAACCGCGGAGUUGGGUACCCAGCCCAGGUGUGCUCGUCAGUUUUAGACAGAGCCUGUGCGGAUCCAAGGAACGCGGGGGCUGGAAGGCAGCCUGGGCGUGGCCCAGUCUGGGGGCGUGGUUAGGCUUGGAGGCGGAGCCGGCGACUCUACGCUGCAGAGCUCUCCAGAGCUCUCGCCGCGGCGGUUCGGUCCAGGACCGGGCCACCCACGGGGCGGUGGGCGCUCCUCGGCCCUGGGCUCUGCGAAACCCCGAAGGCAAGACUAACUAGGUGCUGUUCCACCCGGGGCUGACUCCCGAGGCUCCGCUAUGGAUGGCAAGAGCGAAGUGGAUUUUUCUAGCAGCAGUUUAAACCCCUUGUGGCGGAGGCGGUCAACCCCUGAGCCCCAGUUGCUGGGCCGGAGCAAGCCGAGGCCCCAGUCCUACCAAAGUCCCAGCGGAUUGCUGAUCACGGAUUUCCCGGUGGAGGAUCAAGGGACGCUUCCCGCGGCGCAGUCUCCCGCCCAGGUGCUCACCGCCUCCGACGGCAGGAGGGUCCAGGAGAGCACCUUGCUUCUCUGCGCCCAUGGAAGGGCGGUGACCAAUGGGAGGACCGUCUCCCCGGAGUGCAGAGCUGUCUCUCCUCGGCCUCGACGGCCCAAGUCACCGCAGGCCCCCAAAGCGGCGUCAGGCGGCUCCCCGAAAUCCCCAGAGAAUGGCACAGUGAUCUCGCCUGCGCCACAGCCGCUGCGCCCCCCACGGACUCCUACUGCGCCCGCCCACUGGAGCCCGGAGGGGGACCGGACCGGAUUGACCGCCAACCUGCCUACGCCAGCUGCAAAUGGGCUCACCCCUAAUACGGAUCCCGCAGGCUCCCGUUCGCACACCGGCCAGACGGCUAAGGACCUUGAGCGGGGUCCCUUGAGACUCUCUCCUGCGCCCCAGAAGAGGUCUUUGGAACAAAAACUCCCCCUCCAAAGGCUGCCCUCACAGGAAAGCGAGCUCCCCGAGAAUCCUUCAGUGGUUUUGAGCACAAACAGUCCCGCCGCCCUCAAAGUGGGGAAGCAGCAGAUCAUACCGAAGAGCCUGGCCUCGGAAAUUAGAAUAAGUAAAUCCAACAGUCAGAGUGUGGAGCCCCACAAGAGACUCCUCAAGGUGCGCAGCAUGGUGGAGGGCCUCGGAGCCCCCCUGGGCCCCGCAGAGGACGACGGCGAGGCCGAGAACGACGUGGACAGCCCGGGGUCUCUGCGGAGAGGUUUACGGUCCACGUCCUAUCGCAGGGCGGUGGUCAGUGGCUUUGAAUUUGACAGUCCUACCACCUCAAAGAAGAAGAACAGGAUGUCUCAACCUGCUCUGAAAGCAGUGAUGGAAGACAAGGAGAAGUUUUCCAGCCUGGGAAGGAUAAAGAAAAAAAUGCUGAAAGGACAAGGAACAUUUGAUGGGGAAGAAAAUGCUGUUCUGUAUCAAAACUACAAAGAAAAGGCUCUUGACAUUGACUCUGAUGAAGAGUCAGAGCCUAAAGAACAGAAAUCAGACGAAAAAAUUGUGAUUCAUCAUAAGCCACUGAGAUCUACAUGGAGCCAGCUCUCUGCCGUGAAAAGAAAUGGAUUAUCGCAGACAGUUAGCCAGGAGGAAAGGAAGAGACAAGAGGCUAUCUUUGAGGUCAUAUCCUCUGAACAUUCAUAUUUACUCAGUUUGGAGAUCUUGAUACGAAUGUUUAAAAAUUCCAAAGAACUGAGCGAUACAAUGACCAAAACAGAGAGUCACCAUCUUUUCUCCAAUAUUACAGAUGUCUGCGAGGCAAGCAAAAAAUUCUUUACAGAGUUGGAAGCAAGACAUCAGAAUAAUAUAUUCAUAGAUGACAUAAGUGACAUUGUGGAGAAACAUACAACAUCUACAUUUGACCCAUAUGUGAAAUACUGCACAAAUGAAGUCUACCAACAACGAACACUACAAAAAUUGUUAGCCACCAAUCCAUCUUUUAAGGAAGUAUUGUCACGAAUUGAGUCCCACGAAGACUGUAGGAACUUACCCAUGAUCUCGUUCCUCAUUCUCCCCAUGCAGAGGGUGACCCGCCUGCCUCUGCUGAUGGAUACUAUCUGUCAAAAAACACCUAAGGACUCUCCAAAGUACGAAGUCUGCAAAAGGGCCUUAAAGGAAGUAAGCAAGUUGGUUCGACUGUGCAAUGAAGGAGCUCGGAAGAUGGAAAGGACUGAAAUGAUGUACAUGAUUAACUCUCAGCUGGAAUUUAAAAUUAAGCCUUUUCCUCUAGUCUCCUCUUCCCGUUGGUUGGUAAAAAGAGGUGAGUUGACGGCCUAUGUCGAAGAUACUGUGCUUUUCUCAAAGAGGACAUCCAAACAGCCAGUCUACUUCUUUCUCUUUAAUGACGUGCUCAUUAUCACCAAGAAGAAGAGUGAAGAAAGUUACAACGUCAAUGAUUAUUCUUUAAGAGAUCAGCUAUUGGUGGAAUCUUGUGAUAAUGAAGAGCUUAAUUCUUCUCCAGGGAAGAACAGUUCCACAAUGCUUUAUUCAAGACAGAGCUCUGCCAGUCACCUCUUUACUCUGACAGUCCUCAGCAACCAUGCGAAUGAGAAAGUGGAAAUGCUGCUAGGGGCUGAGACACAGAGCGAGCGAGCCCGCUGGAUAACUGCCCUGGGACACAGCAGCGGGAAGCCGCCUCCAGACCGAACCUCACUGACCCAGGUGGAGAUCAUUAGGUCAUUUACUGCCAAGCAGCCAGAUGAACUCUCCCUGCAGGUGGCAGACGUGGUCCUCAUUUACCAACGUGUCAACGACGGCUGGUAUGAGGGGGAGCGACUGCGAGAUGGAGAAAGGGGCUGGUUUCCUAUGGAGUGUGCCAAGGAGAUAACGUGCCAAGCUACCAUUGAUAAGAAUGUGGAGAGGAUGGGACGUUUGCUAGGACUGGAGACCAACGUGUAGCCUCUCCAAGGGCCAUUCAUUUCUGUGAGACUUGCACUAUAUCGUGGUGAGCUGGUUGGUUCUGGGCUGGUUUUGUUGAUUUUAUACAGCAUGCUAUAUGAAAAGAAUGAAAGCACGCACUUGCCUUUAAGCUUGCCAAGCAGUUAUGCUCUCAGGAGAACAGCUACUGGAUACGGUUAGUCUGCCAAAGCUCAGUUUGUGCACAGCAAUCCACCUGCAAACCUCUAGGUACACAAAGAAGCCAAGCAGGCCACAUCAGGGAUCACACAGCCUCAACUCUCCAUGUGUUGCCAUAUUCUGGCAUAAAAGUGUAUAUAAGAUGUUGAACCCUGGUUUUCUCUGUCCUCACUCAACCAAGAAUGUUAUCUUUCCUUCAGUUUCUCCUAAGGUUCUCCCAGUAUUAGCAAGAUCUUAUGUGCUUAAGGAAUGCCCCGUUUUGUAAAUACUUCUCCUGCCUCUUGUACUUUAGAUCUGACUGUAAUGCUAUGUUGAUUUCAAAAGGAACUGGUAGAGUUUAAAAAGGUGAGCUGUUUUUAUAAACCUCUUCCCAGGAAAGGGAAAUUGACACUUGAAUUUUUGCCCUCUUUCCUCAUUAGUAGAAAAGUAAGGAGCCUUUCUUAGAUUUUUUUUAAAAAUCCAUCUCAUUCAAUAUUGGUCUCAGAUUAUAGCCUGACAACAUCUAAGUAACUCUAAUAACAUAGAAGUCAGAUAAUUCACAUGUGUGAAAAAAUACUGAAUAUAGGUCCUACUUUUUAAA